AUGGCAGGGAAACUGAAAGUAGCAGCAGUUGGGUGCGGAGGCAUCGGGCAUCGUCAUCAACUGGGGUAUCUUCAGCAUCCGGGUGCGGAAUUGGUGGCAGUGUGUGAUAUAGACACCGCUAAAGCGAAGACACGUGCUGAAGAACUCGGCAUCGCGAAGUGGUACGCUUCCAUCAAAGAGAUGCUUGCGAAUGAAGAGUGCGACCUCGUAGACGUUGUAACCGCUGAUUACCUGCACUUUGAACCCGUGAUGGAAUGUCUGGAAGCCGGAAAACAUGUUAUCUCUGAAAAACCGUUGUCACUUUAUAUCAAUGAAGCGGAACAGAUGGUCUCGAAGGCAGACGAAAAAGGUGUCUACCUUGCUAUAGAUUACAAUCGUCGAUUUGCCCCCGGGUAUGUCCAAGCACGGAAGUGGUUUGAUGCCGGUGCUAUCGGGCAGACUUACUACUUGGAUAUGAAAUUAUCUCAAGGUGGACCCGCCUCAACGUGGAAAGGCGAAUAUUACCUGCUCUAUGAAUUGGAAACCCACGCGAUUGACCUGCUUCGAUGGUUUGGCGGCGAAAUUGUCGCUGUUUGUGUGCAAAUGGCGAAGCCGCGGCAACAUGAAGUGCGUGAGGGUGAAGAUGCAUGUUAUACCAGCAUGGCUAUCUCUUUCCGUUAUGAAACAGAAGCAGUCGCUACGUUGAUGGCGAGUUGGGAUAGCGAUUUCAUCCAUCCGAUCGAGCGCCUCGAAAUCUGCGGUUCCGAUGGCGAAAUCGUCGUUGAUAAUGUCCUCACACGCGCAACCUUGAUGAGACGGGAAAAUCAGGUCGUCGAAGAAUACCGUCCCUCCAUUUUUAGAGAGGAACAACUUGCUUUUGAUGGAACAUUCGCCUUACGGGUGGCUGCCCUCGUCGAUGACUUACUCGCCGACCGGUCGCCUGCCCCAACGGGGAGAGAUGGUUUGCAAGCGUUACGUAUUACUGAAGCUAUUGUGGAAUCGUGGAAGGAAAAACGGGAAGUCGCAGUUAAGAUCGAUCAAGAAUGA
Messenger RNA from Geodia barretti, 1026 nucleotides. NCBI's taxonomy places the organism in Eukaryota, Metazoa, Porifera, Demospongiae, Tetractinellida, Geodiidae. The record is from the annotation of a GenBank genome assembly.